AUGGGUUCAGUAUCCAAGGAUUAUUACUAUAAGUUGGCUUCGGAGCUGGAGUCGGAAAGAAUAGCCGCUGCUGCUGGCCUGAUUAAGGAACUUUCAGAGAAUGAUUCGGAGGAUGAUUGGAAUUAUGCGAUUGAUAGAUUAAUUAAAGGUCUUGGUUCACAAAGGGCCUCCGCAAGACUUGGAUUUUCACUUUGUCUUGGUGAGGUAUUGACUAUUUUAAUCAACGAAAAGAAGACAUAUACUGUUGAAAAAUAUACGCAAACAAUUGAACAGAAACUUAACAGAGAAGCUUCUAAGGAGAAAGGUAAAAAUUUAAGAUCAAAUCUAUUUGGGCGGUUGUUUGGAUAUCAGUCACUUCUUAAUGCUGGUGUUCUUCAAGAUAACAUUGAUCAAAUUCUUGCUGUUUACAAAUCGUUAUUUGAUGUUGCUCUUACGAAGCCCUGGAUUAGGGAGAUCUGCUUUGUAACCAUUUACAAACAUUUGUUAAGCUUAAAGCAUGACACAAAGCGUACUGCUUCUAUUAAGCUUUUGGAAUUACUUAAGGAAAACAAUUUAUUACUUUCUCGGGAGGGUGUGUUGAUAUAUCUUGCGAUUAAGCCAGAAAAGAGAUCGAAAUGGACAACAGAAGCUGAUAUUGGUUCAGAUGACAACUCAUGGAAGAACGGAGAUCCCACCACAAAGGGAAAUAUGACUUUACUUGCGAAGGUUCUUGGUAGUUCUGAGGUUCAGAUUCCAACAAAGCAACAGGAUGAAAAGCGACAAAAAAGUGGUAAUCGCCAGAACAGACAAUCUACCUCAUGGAGUUCCCAUCUUCAUUACAUAUGGACUCCCCUUUUUGAGGAGCUAUUGUCACAACCUGGAGAUGAUGACAGUAAAAAGACCAAAAAGCACAAAAAAAAUCAUUCGAGGGCUCCUGUCGAGAGAAUCAAAUUUUCCGAGUUUUGGAAACCUGCUGUGGAUGAGCAAUUUUUCAAGUCUUCUGCUUCUCCAGAGAAGAAAUACUUAGGCUUUGAAAUUCUCUCCCUUGCCUUAUCAAUUCCCUAUUUACUCUGUGACCAGGUUGAGGCAGUGUUUUCUCCAAAUCUUCUUCGCUCACUUGUAAACCAGUCUGCAAAAGAUAACAGGGUUCUUCAUGCACAGGCCAAACUCACAUUGAAGAAAAUCGUAGAUACAACGAACUCUUACGGGGAAAGAAAGAUUACCGUUUUGAAGCGUUUACUGAAAGCUUCACCAAAGUUUGAUCGGAUUACCAAAAGUAAAACCGUGCAAAGUAUCCUCAAUUCAUCAAAUUCUGUUCAAGCACUUUCUGACACAGUUGCAUUCUUGAUUAACUUUGAUUCAGAAGAUGACAGCGACAUUGUUGGCAGACAAUUGUUUGCAAUUGAUUCAAUGCUUAGACUUGUGAGAACGAACAAGGAGUGGCUAACGAAGGAUUGCUCUCCUUUGAAGAAAAUUAUUGAUUAUCUAAUAGAACAUGCAUUUUUUGUCAAGGAAUCGGACAGUCCGAGGUAUACCGAACGUAUUUCCAAAGUUUCCUUGGAAAGACUAUAUUCUGUACUCUCCGAGGCCAUGUCAAUCAAGCGGGAUUAUGAUUGGCCAAAAUAUGUUGUUCUUCGCAUUAGUAUGGCUGACAGCACAGUUCACAGUGAUAAACCUGGAGAGUUUUCGUUGAGACUUGAACCCGAAAAAUCAAUAUCAGAGAUAAAGACUGAGACAUUUGAUACGAUCACACUUAUUAGUGAUCUUUUGGAUGAAUUAGAAGACACGGAUUCGAAGGUUCAACUACUUCGAUGCUUUGAAGUUCUAUUUUCUACAGCCUUGAUUGAAUUGUACACAGCUGAUCCUGAAUCAGUUUCAAUUCUCUCGGAUCUUCGUGAUGCUUUCACAAAUAUUCAAAGUGAAAGUAAAAUUGAAUCGGAGAAGAUUAUGGAGAUUCUUAUUGAUCUUAUGCUUUCAUAUGUAAACCAGAAAUCAACACUUAUGAAAAAGGUUUCACUGACAAUAUGGAUUAAUUUGGUUGAUAAGGUGGGUGAGAGUCAAAUUCAACGUUUGUUUGAUAUUCUUCUUACCAAAGAGAAUAAGCAAGGCCAGUCUAAGCUAUUUGACCAGAACGAAGGUAUUGCACAAGAUGAGAGUGAUUUUAAUACGGAUAAUAAAGACGACGAGGAUAAGGAGGGUACAGAUGAUGAAAUAGAAAUAGAUGGAAGCAUUUCUUCCGAUGUUGGAAAAGAAAACAAUUCAAAUGGCUCACAGUUAAAGAUAGAUCGGAUUGACCAGAAUACAUCCAAAGCUCUAUCUGAGGCUUUAGGUGUGACAAACGAAGUUAGCCCAGAUGAUUUGAAUGAACAAGCAGAUGCAAUUGAAGAAGAGGAGAAGGAAAAGGAAGAGGAGGAGGAAGAAGAGGAGGAGGAAGAAGGGAAGAAGAGAAUAGAAAUGAUGGCUUUAGAUUCCACAUUAUCACAGAUAUUCAAACAGAGAAGGGCAGCAUUAGAAGUUGUUCAAGGAAAGUCUGGAAACCAACGGAAGCUUGAAGCACAAGAGGCUCGAAAUAUGAUGAUUUUCUUCAAAUCAAGGAUUUUGGACCUUCUUGACAUAUUCCAUGAUAAAAGGAGAGAGGAUCCACUUAAUUUGAACAUUGUACUCGUUCUCAUAGAUCUUAUUGCACUAACCAUGGAUAAAGAUGUUGGAAACAAGGCACACAAGCUUAUUAAGAAGAUUUGUAAGGAAAAAGUCAAACUUGUGUCCGAAGAGAGUGCGCUUGAGAGUUUGAAGUCGAUACAACAAAAAUCUUGUAAAUCGAAGAUUCAUGCACAUUCGUUAGCAUGCAAUCAGACUUCAUUAUUCAUUUUAAAGAGAUUGGAAGCUACAUUUGGAAACACAUCGCUUUUAAAAGGAUUGGAUGUCUACUACAAACUAUUCAAAGACUGGAUUCUGGAUUCAUCAAUGAAAACGACGGGUGCAAUGUUUGUGGAUGUGAUAAACUGGGCAAGUAACAACAGAGAGAACAGAGCCAGAAAAUGA
Messenger RNA from Brettanomyces bruxellensis, 3021 nucleotides. RefSeq lists its product as uncharacterized. The coding region runs from base 1 to 3021 and encodes 1006 amino acids. Gene Ontology annotation, biological process: regulation of DNA-templated transcription. Lineage: Eukaryota; Fungi; Ascomycota; Pichiomycetes; Pichiales; Pichiaceae. Gene Ontology annotation, molecular function: transcription factor binding; rDNA binding. The record is from RefSeq and is a predicted model, not a curated record. The transcript has 2 exons. Gene Ontology annotation, cellular component: nucleolus.